Lonchura striata (white-rumped munia) is the source of this 2609-nucleotide messenger RNA. NCBI's taxonomy places the organism in Eukaryota, Metazoa, Chordata, Aves, Passeriformes, Estrildidae. The record is from RefSeq and is a predicted model, not a curated record.
GGGGCGGGGCGCGCGCCGCCGUUGCCAUGGGCGCCGCACCGGGCCCGCAGCCGGGGCCGCCGCUCCGCUCCCGCCGAACGGGGAACGGGACAGCCCCGGGCAGCCUCCCGGUGCCCUCGGUACGCGGCUCGGGUAGGCCAGAGUAAACAAUGGAGCCAGAUGUAAAAGUGAAUGAAGAUUUCAAAAGCCAGUUCAAGGCUUAUGAGGAGCAACAGCAAAGGCGGCUGCAGAACUUGAUGGAGAUGAAGGAGAAGCAGGACAGGCAGAAGAACACUGGCAGCACAAAGGAGACUAUAAGAGCCCUGAGUGAUCUAAACCUGUUUAAAAAAGGACCUCCUGUAAAUGAAGAUGCCAGCAAAAGUUUGCUUGAGGCUGAGAAUGAGCAGCUGCAGGAUCAGCUCCGAGAGGUCCGGGAUGAGAACUGCAGGCUCUACAGACUGGUGUCAGAGAAAGAUUUUGAAAUAAAGGAGCUCCAGAGAAGAGUACGGGAGGAGAGGUUGGCUUUGUCAGGGGUGUCUGGUUUAGCUGGAGACGUGGCUGCCACUAAAAUCGUUGAGUUGGCCAAAAAGAACCGUGAGGUCACUGCUGAGUUUGAGAGUGAGAGAGCCAAAGUGAAGCAGCUGAAUCACAAAGUCAAGGAGCUGGAGAGAGAACUCCAGGCAGCCACAGAAAAAAUCCAUUCCCUUGGUGGUGAUGCUGCAGGAAUCAAGGAAUCAACUCUGAAAAUGCUGGAAGGAAACUUGGCUGAAAAUCCAGAGGUGAAAGCACUGCAAGAAAAAUUGAGCACAGCCAACGUAAAAGUGACAGAAUAUCGGAACCAGCUCCAGAAUCUGAAACAGGAACUGAAGCUGACCCAAAAGAUUUUAGCCAAAGAAGUGGGCGAAGAUGUGAAUAUCCAAAAUCUCAUGGCCAGUUCUGGCAACUGGCGUGGACGAGCUCAGCAAAUUCUUCUUCUCCAAACCAAGGUUCAGGAGCUGGAGCAUAAACUGAGUCAUCAGAAGAUCAGAGCUUCACUGCUUGAGGUGGAUGAGGGAUUGCUGGCAUUUCCUGAUCCAAGGAAGUUGUCAGUCCAAGAGAAGAACUUGCUGAAGAUUCGCAGCUUGGAAAAAGAAAAGAAGGAAUCUUUGGAGAAACUCUCUGAGCAACACAACACUCUCCAAAAAAACCAUGAGGAAUUGAAAAAAAAACUUGAUGCCUCAAAAGCCAGGAACCAAAUUCUGUGUGCAGAAGUGAAGACGCUGAAGGGACAGAUUGGAACCUUGCUGGAGAAAGGGAAACAUGAUGAUGAACUCAUAGAUGCCUUGCUGAGCCAGCAGAAGCAAAUGCAGGAGAUCUUAAAGGGGCUGAGCCAGAAGGAGGAUGGGAACAAGGGAUCUCAGGAGAUGAUGGGGCAGCACUUGGACCCUGAGAUUCAGAAAAAAGGUACCCUGAUAGAUGAGCUCAGCAAGUUGGUGGUUGACAGAGAAACAAAGCUUCAAAUGCUGGAGAAGGAGGUUGGGCAGCUCACACUUCAGGACAAGUCAGGAGCUGCUCAUCCCCCAUGCUCUGAGCACUCAGGAUUACCUGAGGGGUCAGGCAGCAGCAGAGCUGGAAGGACAGAAUCUGCCUGCACAGUGUCUGCGAUGGGCCACGUGCUCGUGGAGUCAGCAGCCACAACGCCUUUCUUCCUCAUCCCACCUGGAAGGAGUGGGAACCAGGCUCUCUGUGCUUGUGCUUUCCUCAGGUCUGCUGGCACGGACGGCUCGAGCCGGGAGGCGCUGCUGGGACAGAUCAAAAUGCAAAGGACUCAGUGCCAGGCUGCUGAAGCAGAGAGGAAAAAGCUCUUGGAGCUGGUGGCUGUGCUGGAGAAAAGGGUGGAGGAGAUCAGCAACAAAAUCUUGGAAACUGAGAAUAAGCUCCAGGAAGAGGAGUGGCAGAGUGACAGCUUGGAAGAGCAGCUCGAAAAGCUGCAGGUGGAUGCAGGGAGCAGCACAAGUGCACAGGAGCCUGCCCUGGGGAGCAGAAAAGGUGAAGGGGAACCCUCAGCCCCAGCCACGUCCCCUAUUUCACCUCUGGGCUUUACAGACAGCGACAAAAUUCGGGCUCCACCUGCCAAACCCAGCCCAGGGCUGGAGCUUGCACGUGGUGAUGGGACCUGCUCAGAGCCAGGAGCAAGGCAGCAGGAAAAAUCCUGGCCCUUCUUCAGUGAAAAGGGUUUUCCCACAGCUCUGAGUGGGAGCAGGAUUUUUGCAGCGUGUUUCCAUGGGAUAACUCCAGGAAAAAAGCUUUCCCCUGCUCUGUGCUGCCCACAGCUCCCUUUGCACUCGAGCCUGAGGGAUUCAGCUGAAGGUUAAGAGCAGAAUUAAAGGACAUAUCCCAAUUUAAGGCCUGUCAGUGCCUAUGAAAAACUAUUGCUGGUGAUGAAGUAAUUAGAUCUGGUGUAAUUUAUUAUCCCAUGAACGUGAUAAUCUCCUGCUAUAAAUAUGAAAGCCUCCCUGGCAUAGUUAAAGAAGAAGAAUUCAUGGUGGGUGUUAAAUUUUUAUUUCCCUGAUCAGAUCCUUUUAUUGCUUAAGGACUCUGAUUCUGUAAAGUGUCUAAACCAAUAAAAUGGCACAUAUUCUUAAGGAAAA